GGUGAGUCAGUCUGCCGUGGACCGUUGCUCCACCACGUCCGCUAUCACUGAAGGAGACUGCAGAGAGGGAUAACUAUGUCACCGUCUUGCCUAAGAUACUUCAGGACCAUUUAAAUUAUUGAAAGAUUACAUGUUCUUCAUUUCUAAAGUUGAGAUCCAGCGUUCCCGACAGAUCUGAUCUCAGGAUAAGUGCUCAUCUGCAGCCGGUGCAGCUCAUCAUUUGGAAUCGUAUUUUCUGGGAUGUGACUCAACGUUUGGGAUUUGUGGAGAAGGAACUUAGGAAAUUGAUUUCAGAUAAAACAGCCAGGGAAUAUUAGAGUGUCCACCCUGUGCCAAAAUGGAUACAAAUCCAGGAAUUAAAUGUAAAAUAGUGGUCGUCGGUGAUAGCCAGUGUGGGAAAACCGCUUUAUUGAAUGUGUUUGCUAAGGAUUCUUUCCCGGAGGGUUACAUUCCCACGGUGUUUGAGAACUACACAGCCAGUUUUGAAAUCGAUAUGCAGAGAGUUGAACUGCGUCUUUGGGACACCUCAGGUUCUCCAUACUACGACAACGUGCGACCUCUCUCCUACCCGGACUCUGACGCUGUCCUCAUCUGUUUUGACAUCAGCCGGCCAGAGACCCUGGACAGCGUGCUGAAGAAGUGGAGGGGUGAGAUCCAGGAGUUCUGCCCCAACACCAAGAUGCUGCUGGUGGGCUGCAAGUCGGACCUCCGCACCGACCUCUUCACCAAGUCCCACAGCAGGCAGACACCAGUGUCAUACGACCAGGGCUCCAACAUGGCCAAGCAGCUGAGCGCCCCCUACAUCGAGUGUUCCUCCCUGCAGUCUGAGAACAGCGUCAGAGACAUCUUCCACGUGGCCACGCUGGCCUGCGUCAACAAGAACAGCAAGAACGUCAAGCGCAGCAAGUCCUCCAGGGCCACCAAGAGGAUGUCAUCCUCCCACGGGCCCGUGGACCUGCCCACCGUUGUCAGCGACUACCAGAAGACCAAAGCCAAGACCUGCACCCUCAUGUGAUUGGCUGCUUAAGAUGACACUUUAUACAUCCCCAGGUGGGGACAUUUGGUUUUUGUCACAGAGCCCUCCCCCACAGCUUGCAGCCUGGCCGAGGAGGUCACGUGAUUGGACCCUGACUGGAGGUUUUCAUUGGAGGAUUACAUCUGAGGAGACCUGGGAACGAUGGGUAUUUGUGUGCUUUGUUGAGAGCAUUGACAGUCUUCUGCACAGAGAACACGGCAAGUUGGAAGGACGAACCUUUGGACCUGUCAGAACCACUUGUGGUGCAAGGAUUUUCACCCCCCAAAAAAUGUGCUUGGAAAAACAAGCACAAACUAAAUAAUUAUACAUAUUUGGACUGGCUUUACCUCCAUGUGGACAUCUGGUAUGUCUGUUACCACAGUGUCAUGGGUUCAUUUAAACCCACGACAUCCUGCAGAGGAACUACUGAAACGUUGCUAUAGGAAGCCUACAGGAAGGACUUCAGCGAUAUGUGCUUCAGAUGGGAUUAUGGAGAAAGUAAACAGGGUCAGAGGAUCCUGUCCAUUCAAACACUUCAUCGUCUGAAGUGCUUUUGGUUCACUUAGGUACGGAUCACUCAGACUGUAGGACUUUAACAACCGUUUAGCCGUUUAAAAUGGAGCUAGUGAGGGGGUUAUGGUAUGUAGUAGACGGUGCUGUAGUGAGGCUAAGAGUCUGCAGGCUGGGUAGCGCUAUGUGACAGUAGUGUUGUUCAAAAGACCCCUGCAUGUCAUAGAGUCCCAGUUCAUGUCACAAACCUUGGUUGGUUGCUUAUCCUAAUGAAGUCAGUGUAUUUCCUAUGAAGUUUUAUUUGUCAACAAAAGUCAAAAUGGUUCACAACAACUGUCAUUCUUUUCCAUUGUACUCUUAAAAUGUUUUGUUUUUUAUGCUUAUAAAUUCAAAAACCAA
Molecule: messenger RNA, 1924 nt
Organism: Osmerus eperlanus (European smelt)
Lineage: Eukaryota; Metazoa; Chordata; Actinopteri; Osmeriformes; Osmeridae
Product: rho-related GTP-binding protein RhoE-like
Exons: 5
Coding region: 338-1015 (225 amino acids)
Biological process (GO): small GTPase-mediated signal transduction
Cellular component (GO): cytosol
Molecular function (GO): protein kinase binding; GTPase activity; GTP binding
Source: RefSeq, a predicted model, not a curated record